Lactuca virosa is the source of this 375-nucleotide messenger RNA. NCBI's taxonomy places the organism in Eukaryota, Viridiplantae, Streptophyta, Magnoliopsida, Asterales, Asteraceae. The record is from the annotation of a GenBank genome assembly.
AUGGUGGAGGCUGUAACAGCCGUUUUUCCGGUAAGGGUAAGUUUUCGGCAACGAGGCUCUUUGGCGGAGCUAGAGAUGACGAGAUUUCGAUCAAGAUUGCUACAAACUCCAUCAUACAUCAAACCCCAAAAACUUACAAAUAGUAGCCAAAAAAAACUCAUCACCACAACAAUGUGCUACAAGGUCGAGUGCAAGAAAUGUGGGCUCACUGGCUGGGGAGGUUGCGGGGAGCAUCUCCGCCCUCUCUAUGCCAGCAUAGACACCGGUAAACACUGCAUGUGUCGUUCAUGGCCUGGAGUUGUCAUCCCUUCCUCCGGUAAGCCAUCUGCCUCCACCACCAAAACCACCACUACCACCACCACUGCCGCCGGAUAA